Cicer arietinum (chickpea) is the source of this 965-nucleotide messenger RNA. RefSeq lists its product as uncharacterized. The record is from RefSeq and is a predicted model, not a curated record. Lineage: Eukaryota; Viridiplantae; Streptophyta; Magnoliopsida; Fabales; Fabaceae.
UUUCAUUUGAAUCAUCGUACUACUCACAAUCUCCACAAGGAAAAAACACUAUAAAUGCACUAGCCAUCGACCCUCAUUAACGACAUUCCUCCAAGCACAAGUAUUAUUAUCAUCAAAUAAAUUCCUAGCCAUUUUUGGCCACUAGCUCAACCCUCGUCUUUCAUCAGCCUUAAGCCAUGGCGUCUAAAUUUAGCUUUGAGAGUUUUGUUAUACUCGCCUUUGCAAUUUCUCUAGUUGUGCAGGGCACUCUUGGAGAUAUAGAAUGCGAGAAUCUAAACGAGAAAACAUGUGCAUUUGCUGUAUCAUCAAGCAGCAAAAGGUGUGUCCUAGAGAAGCAUGUGAAAAGAACAGGGGAAGAAGCAUACACAUGCAGAACAUCAGACAUAGAAGCUGAUAAACUAAAAGACCACAUAGAGAGCGACCAAUGCAUCAAAUCUUGUGAUUUAGACAGAAAGUCACUUGGAAUUUCAUCAGAUUCACUUCUUGAAUCACGCUUCACUGAAAAACUAUGUUCUCCACAGUGUUACAAGAGUUGUCCAAAUGUUGUUGAUCUUUAUUUUAAUCUUGCAGCUGGUGAAGGUGUUUUUCUUCCUAAGUUGUGUGAGGUUCAAGGUGGAUUCAAUGUUCGUCGUGGAAUGGCUGAGCUGAAAAGUUCUGGGAUUGUAGCACCAGGACCUGUGAAUUCAGUGCAGUUUAUAGCUUCACCACCACUUGGUUCUGUUGAGUUUGCAGCUGAACCUGAGGUUGCUCCAUCACACCCACCAUACUAAAUUGUAGUUUAAUUAAUUUAGAUCAAGAUAAGAAAAUGAGAGUAUUGGCAUAUAUGGUAGUUUGUUGGUUAUUCCACACACAUAUAUAUGAAUAAUAUAUUAUUGAGAAAUUUGAGAGAGAAGCUUACUAUACGUUGUUUAGUUUGUAUUACUAAUAAUAAAGUUUGCUUAUAAAAUCAUAUGUUAUUAUGUUUA